Messenger RNA from Contarinia nasturtii (swede midge), 3708 nucleotides. RefSeq names its product DNA polymerase subunit gamma-1, mitochondrial (gene tam). Gene Ontology annotation, molecular function: 3'-5' exonuclease activity; DNA binding; DNA-directed DNA polymerase activity. NCBI's taxonomy places the organism in Eukaryota, Metazoa, Arthropoda, Insecta, Diptera, Cecidomyiidae. Gene Ontology annotation, cellular component: gamma DNA polymerase complex; mitochondrion. The record is from RefSeq and is a predicted model, not a curated record. The coding region runs from base 73 to 3555 and encodes 1160 amino acids. Gene Ontology annotation, biological process: mitochondrial DNA replication. The transcript has 5 exons.
UUUACCCAAAUAAAUUUGAAUUACGAACAUGUUUAAUAUUUUGCUGCAAUAUUUUGUGUAAAUAAUGAAAAUAUGAGAUUGUCGUCAGUUCUUUAUUCAAAAUCGGUGAAAAAUGUUUACAAAAAAUCGGUGUAUCGAAUUUAUCGUAAAACCGAAAAUGGAUGGAAAGUUUUAAACAAUGUGGAUAAAAAUGCAAAACCAUUGCCGGUUAGAAAUUAUGACCAAAUACAAUGUGAAAAGAAUGAUAAACCAGAAUUAUCUAAAGAUGAAUCAACAUCCGAAUUAUCGAAAAAUGAAUCUACUUGCCGUGAAAAUGAAAUGAAAAUUCAAAUGCUAUCGGAAUCGCUUUACAAUCAAAUAUUUAAAAACAGCAAGAAAAAUACGCCCGACCAACACACGAUUCAAAUAUAUCAAAAGACGCUAAAGUCCCAUGGCAUCAAACUUGGAGAGACUCCACUUUUACCUGAUGUUGAUAUUAAACUACCAUCGCUGAAAGGGUCGAAUUUGAUUGAACAUUUUCAUGAAAUAGCUCGUGAACAAUUGUUGCCAUACAAAGUGCUCAUCGACCAAUUGAGUGAGGCUGAAAUAGCUCCGAUGCCAAAAACAUGGAAAAUGAUUGAAGGUUGGACGCGUUACGAUCGUGAUGGAAAUACUGCUCCCGUACCGUAUCCAGAUGAUAAGGCUUUGAUAUUCGAUAUUGAAGUGUGUGUACGUGAAGGGAAUGCACCAACAAUGGCGUGUGCUGUUGGACCAAAUUAUUGGUAUUCAUGGUGUAGUCGAAGUUUAACCACACCGAUUUCAAGACGAACAAGACGACUUAAGGAUGAAAGUAUACCAAGAAUUUAUCGUGCCGAUGAUAUGAUUAACAUGGAACCGGAUGACAGUGCGGAACCGCGAAUAAUAAUCGGUCAUAAUAUUUCAUACGAUCGUGCUCGUAUACGAAAUCAAUAUAAUAUGAAAGCGACAAAAACUCGAUUCCUGGACACAAUGUCGAUGCAUGUAUGCGUGUCGGGAGUAACUUCAUAUCAACGGGCUAUGUUAAAAUCGUCAAAAGAAAUCGAACCCGACGACGAAUCAUGGAGCUCAAUGAGUUCAUUGAAUGGAUUGGUUGAUGUUUACAAAUUGUAUUGUAGUAGUGGCAACGAUGGCGAUGAUAAUGGCAAAAUAAGCAAAGAGCAGCGAUCGAUAUUUGUCGAAGGAUCUUUGAGUGAAAUUCAACGGGAUUUCCAAAAUUUAAUGACCUAUUGUGCAAACGAUGUGAUGGCCACUCACAAAGUCUUCAAGGCACUAUAUCCCAUGUUCAACGAACGAUUUCCACAUCCAGCGACAUUGGCCGGUAUGCUUGAAUUAGGCAUGGCAUAUUUACCAGUGAAUUCGAACUGGUCACGUUACAUUAAUGAAUCGGAUUUGAUCUACAAAGAUUUUGACAUUGAAUCAAAGUAUUUGCUGGCAAAGCGAGCAAAUCAAGCUUGUCGUCUGCUGCACAAUGAUGCCUACAAAAAAGAUUUAUGGCUUUGGGAUGAAGAUUGGUCGGUGCAAGAGUUAUCGUUGAAAAAAACUGCGGCAAAAAAGAAACGAAUCAAAAAUCAAUUGAACAAUGACGUAGCUGUAGAAACAAAUGAAUUCGAACGUUUAAAAAAUAAGUUUCAAUAUUUAUUUGAUUUCGAAGAGCAUCUUCCGAAGCGUCGUCCAUUGCUAGCCGGCUAUCCAGCUUGGUAUCGAAAAUUAUGCUUGAAGCGAACGGAAGAAAAUUGGUCACCGGGACCCGUUGAAAUUGGAACCGGAAUGCAAAUUGCACCAAAGCUAUUGUCACUAUGUUGGGAAGGUUAUCCACUACAUUUCAUUCGGGAACACGGUUGGGGAUUUUUGGUGCCAUUCAAUAAUGAUAUUCCAGAUGAAUAUAAUGGAGCAAUUCCAUUAGCACAAUUGAUUGAGAGAUGCCCCGCUGCGGAUCUAUUUUCCAAAUCGGCCACACAAAAUGAAAGUGAACAUGCACUGCGAAAACUAUCAAAAGAUGUUGAAAUGGAACUGGGCAAAAGAGACUAUUACUCAAAACCAAAAAAGCAAAAUCCGAGCGAAGGACGAUACGAUGGCACUGGCGUUUGGUGUAACACUGAAUUGGAGGGAACUUGUUGGUUUUUUAAAUUGCCACACAAAAAUGGCACACAAUACCGUGUCGGCAAUCCAUUGGCACGUGAUUUUUUAAUCAAAUUUUCCGAGAAUGUUCUAGCUGGCGAUAGCAUAACAGCUGAGCGCGUCAUUCAAAUAGCACGAAUGCUAUCCUAUUGGCGAAAUAAUCGUGAUCGAAUUACAAAUCAAAUGGUUGUAACAACGAAUGAUGGCGAGAAUGAUGCGACGAAUGAAACAACGUCCACGGCGAUAAUACCACAGGUUGUCGUUUGUGGAACAUUAACGAGACGGGCGAGUGAACCGACUUGGAUGACAGCAAGCAAUGCACAAACGGACAGAAUUGGAUCCGAGCUACGAAGUAUGGUGCAGGCACCCGAAAAAUACCGCAUCGUUGGUGCUGAUGUUGACAGCCAAGAAUUGUGGAUUGCAUCAGUAUUGGGUGAUGCCAGUGAAGCCCGAAUGCACGGUGCAACUCCAUUCGGAUGGAUGACGUUGAAUGGUACGAAAUCGAAUGCAAGCGACAUGCACAGUGUUACAGCCAAAGCAGUCGGCAUUUCAAGAGAUCACGCCAAAGUAUUAAAUUACGCACGAAUCUAUGGUGCUGGCCAACAAUUUGCCACUCGACUGCUUAAGCAAUUCAAUCCCACAUUUUCGGACGGUGAGGCCAAAUCAAAGGCCACGAAAAUGUUCACGCUAACAAAGGGUAAAAAAUUGUACUAUCCAAUGGCCGAUUAUUUGGAUCAGAUCGAAGAUAAAGGCUACACAAACUAUGAGGCAAAAAUAAUUGCAUUGAAAUAUGGAAAACGAAUCGAUGAAAUGUUCAAUAAAAGCAAAUGGUAUGGUGGCACAGAAAGUGCGAUGUUUAAUCGUUUAGAAGAGAUUGCCGGAAGUGAUAAACCGGUUACUCCGUUCUUGGAGUCUCGGCUAAGUCGAGCAUUAGAACCGCAAACAGGUACCGUAGAUAGAUUUUUGCCAACGCGCAUCAAUUGGGUGGUUCAAUCGGGGGCCGUUGAUUUUCUGCACUUGAUGAUGGUGUGCAUGCGAUGGCUGAUGCAAGAUAACAUUCGAUUUUGCUUGAGUUUUCACGAUGAAGUUCGAUACAUUGUUAAAGAAGAAUUUGCAUACAAAGCUGCGUUGGCCAUGCAUCUGACCAAUCUUUUAACGAGAUCGUUUUGUGUUAGCAGAAUUGGAUUAGAUGAUUUGCCGCAGUCGAUAGCAUUUUUUGCAUCAGUUGAAGUGGACAAAGCGUUACGUAAGGAGGCACAAUUAGAUUGUAAAACACCAUCGAAUCCAUAUGGAUUAAGCAUUGGCUAUGGAAUACCACUGGGCGAAUCACUCGAUAUUUUAAAAGCAAUUGAAAAAGCAAACGGCUCCGAUUUAAACGAAUGGCCAUGGCAUAAAAAAGCUGUUCAACAUUCAAAUUGAAUUUGAUAGUUGGGCUGCUAUUUACACCGAAACAAAGGCUUGUGAUUACGAUUCGCUUAAAUUUAAAAAGGAAAAUUAUUUGUUUUGUAUUUAACUGUAAUAACAGUUAAAAAAAUGUGCAAAGAAAUUCAAUAAUCAAGAGAUAUUUUGUAA